This is a messenger RNA of Drosophila santomea, 1303 nucleotides long. It is a transcript of the gene Arl6, whose product is annotated as ADP-ribosylation factor-like protein 6. Bases 615 to 1277 code for a protein of 220 amino acids. Gene Ontology annotation, molecular function: GTPase activity; GTP binding. Gene Ontology annotation, biological process: cilium assembly; protein localization to cilium; intracellular protein transport. NCBI's taxonomy places the organism in Eukaryota, Metazoa, Arthropoda, Insecta, Diptera, Drosophilidae. Gene Ontology annotation, cellular component: cytoplasm; axoneme. The transcript has 3 exons. The record is from RefSeq and is a predicted model, not a curated record.
UAUAGUAUCUGAAUGAAGUCGUUUGGAUAUCAGUUAUGGGCAUUAAAGAUCUUAAAGUUUAUUGUUUAUUUGAUCAUCUUUAAAGUAAUUUUUUGUACUAUUAAUGAAUUGUGUUAAUACAUUUAAAUAACAAAACUUUUGUAACUAAAGCAACAAAUCCUUGGAAGUUUAAAAAUAAUUAUGUUUUGCCAGUGCAACUGGUUUUCUAUUAGUUAAUUCUUUAUCAACAAAAUCACUGCUACAAAUUAGAAAACAAUUCUCUUUUUAAAGAAGUAUAGCCUCAAAAGCUGAAUGUCAAUGAAUGUCGCUGGGAAAUCCUUCUGUGCGGGUGCACUUACGACCAAAACUAUUCCAUCUUGGGCAUGAUGGGUGAGGUCCCCCUGCUUUUUACCGAACCAAUACUCAAAGUCACGCCUUAGGUGAACUUGAAAAUUUGUGGGGGCGAACAAAUCGGAAUCGGAAGCGGCAGCCAAAGUUGAAGGUGGCCAUAAGUUUCAAUAAAUCGAUGCCAACACCUAGCUGGUUGCCAUGGCAAUUGAAAGUCCUUUGCAGGGCCAAACACGUCAGGAAAAUCGCCGUAAACAAAAUAAAAUUGAUGCCUGUCCGCCAGUAAAAUGGGAAUGUUGCACAAUUUGGCCGACUUGAUAAAGAUUAAAAAAGAUAAAAUGACGAUACUGGUGCUGGGACUGAACAACAGUGGCAAGUCCUCGAUAAUCAAUCACUUCAAGAAGUCCAGCGAACAGACAUCCAUUGUGGUGCCCACAGUUGGCUUCAUGGUGGAACAAUUUUACAGUAAGUGGUCGCGGAAUCAUCAUCAAAGCAUUCAACUAAUUUAUCCCCUUGGAGCAGGCAUGUCGGGUGUGUCCAUAAAGGCAAUCGACAUGUCCGGUGCGACGCGAUACAGGAAUCUUUGGGAGCACCAGUUCAAGAAUUGCCACGGAAUCAUAUACGUCAUUGACUCCAGCGAUCGCAUGAGAUUCGUGGUGGUCAAGGAUGAGUUGGAUCUGGUGCUGCAGCAUCCGGACUUGAGCAACCGCAUUGUGCCAAUCCUCUUCUAUGGCAAUAAAAUGGACAUGGAGGACUCGCUAUCCAGUGUGAAAAUAGCAGCAGCGCUUAGAUUGGAGAACAUUAAGGAUAAACCAUGGCACAUCUGCUCCAGCAGCGCGAUAUCCGGCGAGGGUCUGGGCGAGGGUGUCCAGUGGCUCAUCCAGCAAAUGCGUUUCGCCAUGUUGAACAACAAAAAUGCCGCCAAAUCCAGGUCCAAGCACUCCAAAUAGAACUAGAAUACGCUCUGCACUUGUCU